UUGACAUACCAAUACCUUGCAAACUGCCAUGCCUGGCUACAGAGACCGCCUCCUGAUACAAAAGCCUGUUGUACAAAAUAUCUAUCUUCGUUUGUUUUACCAGAUUACCUAACGCUGAAAAUGUUUUGAAGUAAGGUUACAUAGCUUUAUGAGGUUGGAAGUCUUCUACUUGUUUUGACAUCGUGUUUGAUAGAGGAAUAUAUGGUUUGAAGCCUGAAGGAAUAUCAAUCCAGAUAAGUGGGCCAUGGUUGGGUUGUCUGAUGGCAUGAAGCAGAUACCUAGCACUCCUCAAUAGUUAUAUGACUGACUGGCUAGUAUUAGCACACUGAUUUUCACCUCAGAAUAGUGAGUUUUAACUUCAUCGUUUGUUUUCAGUUAAAUGGAGCAAAAGCUUUAGAAUAUUCGUUGCUGAAACCCAAUUGAAAUAGUGGAGUAUCAGUUCUUACGCCACUAAAGAGGAAAUUGAUUACAUCUUUAUAAGAUCCCUCUUCAGGAGCUUCACUUUAGCAAAUAUUUGUGAGUCACAAACUCUGUGCUUGACACAUUUAUCAUGUUUUCUUAGGUAGAUUUAGUGGAUAAGAUGGAAACUAAAGUUGGAAAUGGAGCAAUCUCGUCUGGGCUUUCCAUUUCAAAUGGUGAAAUUGCAGCAACUGCAUCGACAAAGUUAGCUACAGCUAAAACACCACGGAGGUUCACAAGACAGCAAAUACCAGACUCAAUAUUGAAGGAUCCUGCACUUAAGGCAGCUAUGUCAGUUUUGCCGUCCAACUAUAAUCUAGAAAUACCAAAAUGUAUUUGGAGGAUUAAGCAAGCUGGAGCCAAGCGCGUAGCGCUGCAAUUUCCAGAGGGUUUGCUUAUGUACUCUCUCACAAUUUGUGACAUUUUAGAGGCAUUUACUGAUGUGGAGGAAUGCUUUGUGCUUGGGGAUGUGACUUAUGGAGCUUGUUGUGUUGAUGAUUUUUCAGCUACUGCACUUGGAGCUGAUUUUCUCAUUCAUUAUGGUCACAGCUGUUUAGUUCCAAUUGAUUUUACAAGCAUUCCUUGUUUGUAUGUGUUUGUUGAUAUACAAAUCGAUGUACAGCAUUUAGAAGAAACAAUAAGACAUAACUUUAAACCAGAUGAUAAAAUUGCAUUAGCUGGGACUAUACAAUUUUCAACUGCCAUCCAUACAGCCAAAGCUGCUUUGCAAGGUCAAUAUCCAAGCAUCAUUGUUCCGCAGGCAAAACCACUAUCUCCAGGGGAGGUUCUUGGAUGCACAUCACCAUCCUUGCCAUGUGGCACUGUUGAUUCUCUUGUUUUUGUGGCAGAUGGGCGGUUUCAUCUUGAGGCUUUCAUGAUAGCAAAUCCCCAAGUUCAGGCCUUUCGAUAUGACCCUUAUCUGAAACUUUUGAUCUUAGAGAAAUAUGACCAUAUUGGUAUGAAAGAGACCCGCAAGAGAGCAAUUAUUCAAGCACAGAAAGGUAAACAGUGGGGCAUAAUUCUAGGAACAUUGGGGCGACAGGGAAAUCCAAAAGUGCUUAAUCAUAUUGAGCAGAGAUUGGUUGAAAAGGGACUCUCGUUUAUAGUUUUUCUCAUGUCAGAAAUCUCACCAUCCAAAAUUGCCCUUUUUGAGGAUUCAGUUGAUGCCUGGGUCCAAAUUGCUUGUCCUCGUCUUUCUAUUGAUUGGGGUGAGGCAUUUACUCGGCCUUUGCUUACACCUUUUGAGGCAGAAGUAGCACUAGGUUUUGUACAGCCAUGGUGGAAUAGAGAAACUAAACAGAGGAAAGUUUGUGAAAAAAAACCACAGGAUCAGGUUAUUUCAUAUGAUUCUGCUGAUGCAAAAGAUGAUGUCAUCACUUGUGGCAAGGACUCAUGUUGUGCUGGAAAAUGCUCUGUAGAUGGAAACGGGAGUAGAGAUAUUUCCAUAACCACGAGUGGGGGAACUUGUCUAUCAGAUAGAAUAUCUGAAGACACUGUAUAUCCUAUGGACUACUAUUCUAAAGAUGGGGGUCAUUGGAAUUCUGCAUAUGUUCAAAAGCCUACUGGUCAACGUGGAUGUCCAAAAGUUUAAAAUAAUGGCAACGUUAGUUCAAUUUGAAGUUAUCUCUUAUGAUUCGAAUGUUGGAUGCAAGAUAUCAUAAUGCUUGGGUUCAUUGGAAUUCUGCAUGGUUUUGAAAGCCAACUGGUGAAUGCGGAUGAUAAAAGGUAUCUACCAUCAAGUAAUGGUAAAGGUUGUUCAAUUUGAAUAUUUCCGUCAUGAUAAUUAUUAUUUAGAUCGAA
This is a messenger RNA of Cryptomeria japonica (Japanese cedar), 2259 nucleotides long. RefSeq lists its product as uncharacterized. The transcript has 2 exons. Gene Ontology annotation, molecular function: 2-(3-amino-3-carboxypropyl)histidine synthase activity. The coding region runs from base 581 to 2050 and encodes 489 amino acids. NCBI's taxonomy places the organism in Eukaryota, Viridiplantae, Streptophyta, Pinopsida, Cupressales, Cupressaceae. The record is from RefSeq and is a predicted model, not a curated record. Gene Ontology annotation, biological process: protein histidyl modification to diphthamide.